GUAUUGCGAUUGAAGGUGAUUUGAUGGACUUGUCGAAGCUUGAGUCCGAUAAGAUAAUAUCUGACCACAACGAUGAAACAUGUCAACUGUUAGAUAACGAUUAUAUCAUAAUAACUUGGGAUGAACCAAAAGUCUUCACUUGGCUCAGAAUCGUAGUCAAUAAUAAAAUUACCGUACCCCUUACAGAUCUAAAGAUUUGGUACAAAAAAUAUACAAAAAUAGAAGGUCAGUUCUUACCCUGUCAGAAUCAACGCUUCUAUUUAAUCAAUUCUCGAACAAUUGACGCUUGGUGUGACUUCAAUGAAACAUUCCAGGUGCUCAAACUAACAGGAAAAGUCAAUUUCUCAAUAUGCACGUUAAAUGUCAAUGGAGGUCGCAAUGUGGCUUUAAAACAGAGCACAGCGCAGUCGAGUACCUAUAUGAGUCCAAAGUACAAAAAAGACGUCUCACAAAGUUCGAACGCAGUAGACGGGAAAUUAGAUGUAAAGUAUUUUACAUUCAAAGAAGGGAGUUGUGCACGAACUGCUUUGGGCGAUAAAAACUCAUUUUGGAGUGUACAGUUUCUUCCUCAUCUAAUCACAGAAUAUGUUUUAUAUGGCAGAAGAGACUCUGAUAAUUUAUUCGGAUUCACAUUAACUACUUUUCCGAAGACUGAUAAGUCAUUUACUUUUGAGAACACUGUUAAAGAACAAAGUAAAAUAUAUAAAAUAGUAGACCCAAGAAAGAAUUUAGUUUCCAAUGUUACAAUAGCUAGAAAAACAGUCCUUAAAUUUUGUGAAGUUGAAAUUUAUGGGGAAUGUCCAACUGGGACCUGGGGAUUAGCCUGUACUAAUUGCUCUCAGCACUGUCCUAACGAAUGCCACGUGGAGGAUGGGCGAUGUUUCAAUUUAUGUUUAAGUUUUCCUUAUCCUCUAUUUUGUGAUCUACAUUGUGUACCAACAUAUUUUGGUUCAAACUGUAAGUCAAAGUGUUCCUCUCAAUGCUCUGAAUCUAUUUGUGACUCUAAAACUGGAAAGUGUCUGAACUGCUUACCAGGCUAUACUGGCGAUCUCUGCAACAUAAUUUGUGAAUCUACACAUUAUGGUCAAAACUGUUCAAGUACUUGCAGUCCUUCAUGUAUGGAUCAACUGUGUGACCGGCAUGAUGGACACUGUCUGAUGUGUAACAAUACACUUUAUGGCAAGCAAUGUGAUGAAAAAUGCCCCAUUCAUUGUCUGAAUGAAACAUGCGACGUAUUUACUGGUAAAUGUCUGGCCUGUAAACCUGACUAUGUAGGAGACUUUUGUGACACAACUGAAAAUACCUUGGACCAGACUGCUGCUGUUGCUGUAGGAGUCUCUGUAGGUGCUGUUGUACUUACUUUCCUAGUUAUUGGUACUGCUGUUGCUGUUUACAAAAGACGAGUCAAGAAAGAAAAAGUAGAAUCCAAAGUUGCCCGGAAUGAUGUCGCGAAGUCAGAGAAUGUAGAACAUUACAACAAAAUGCAAGACGACAAUUAUCAAGACGUUGACUCCGUACAUGAUCAAUAUGAGACAAUGUCAUGUGUAGGAGGUCUACAAAUGGAAUCAAAGGAAAGUCAAUUUGAGAUGGUAUCAUUUGAUAAUCAAGAUUACAGUAAUGAAACUUAUCAGAAUGUCAGGAUAAAAAGAAUGUGA
Biomphalaria glabrata is the source of this 1655-nucleotide messenger RNA. RefSeq lists its product as uncharacterized. Gene Ontology annotation, molecular function: scavenger receptor activity. The record is from RefSeq and is a predicted model, not a curated record. Lineage: Eukaryota; Metazoa; Mollusca; Gastropoda; Planorbidae. The transcript is spliced from 9 exons. The coding region runs from base 24 to 1655 and encodes 543 amino acids.